UAGCUGCUCUCGUGUUUAAGCUACUCUGCUCGCGUGUCUUUAUCAGGGGAUCCACGCUUAUGUUACCUGUCAGGCCUGACUCCCCACAUCCAGAAGUGUGACCGGCGCACACGACUGUGUGUACGUGUAUGUGUGUGUGUGUGAAUACAGGCGCGUGAGUUAAAUGUUAAAUGUGUGUGCCGUGAAAAACAGCUGGCUGCUAGUUAGCUAGCAAACUGUAGCCUCUGCAGAGCGGUGGAGCUGCAGAUCAAAUCCGCGCAGCAGCUCUGAGAGGAUGACUCACGACUGAAUGUGAGCAGUGAGGAUGAGGAGCCGCAGUAACUCUGGAGUGAGGCUGGAUGGUUAUGCCAGGCUGGUCCAAGAGACUAUCCUGCGCCACCAGAACCCAGUGACAGGACUCCUGCCCGCCAGUGCCCAGAAGAAAGACGCUUGGGUGAGAGAUAAUGUGUACAGCGUCCUGGCCGUGUGGGGGCUGGGCAUGGCCUACCGCAAGAACGCAGACCGCGAUGAAGACAAGGCCAAGGCCUACGAACUGGAGCAGAGUGUGGUGAAACUGAUGCAGGGACUUCUGCAGUGCAUGAUGAGACAGGUGGCCAAGGUGGAGAAGUUCAAACACACCCAGAGUACAAAAGAUUGCCUGCAUGCUAAAUACGAUACUCCUACCUGUGCCACGGUGGUCGGGGACGACCAGUGGGGUCAUCUCCAGGUGGACGCCACGUCCAUUUACCUGCUGAUGCUGGCACAGAUGACAGCGUCAGGUCUACGCAUCAUCUCAAACCUUGAUGAGGUGGCCUUUAUCCAAAAUUUGGUCUUCUACAUUGAGGCUGCCUACAAAGUGGCGGAUUAUGGGAUGUGGGAGCGAGGUGACAAGACGAACCAGGGCAUCCCUGAGCUCAACGGCAGCUCUGUAGGAAUUGCGAAGGCAGCUCUAGAGGCCAUAGAUGAGCUGGAUCUUUUCGGAGCCCACGGCGGUCCGAAGUCAGUCAUCCAUGUGUUGCCGGAUGAAGUGGAACAUUGUCAGUCCAUCCUGUGCUCCAUGCUGCCAAGAGCUUCCACUUCAAAGGAGAUCGACGCCGGCCUUCUGUCUGUUAUCUCCUUCCCUGCUUUUGCUGUUGAGGACCCUGACCUGGUGGCAAUCACUAAGUCUGAAAUCAUAAGUAAACUGCAGGGUCGAUACGGCUGCUGCCGCUUCAUCAGAGAUGGAUAUCGUUGCCCCAGAGAGGACCCAUCUCGGCUGCACUACGAUCCUGCAGAGCUCAAGCUGUUUGAGAAUAUUGAAUGUGAGUGGCCCGUGUUCUGGACUUAUCUCAUCCUGGAUGGCAUCUUUGCUGGAGAUCAAGUGCAGGUGCAGGAGUACCGUGAGGCACUGGAGGGCAUUUUGAUCAGGGGGAAGAACGGCAUCAAACUGUUGCCCGAACUUUACGCUGUUCCCCGUGACAAGGUGGAGGAGGAGUACAGCAAUCCUCACUCAGUGGACAGAGUGGCCAUGGGACAGCUGCCGCACAUGUGGGGACAGUCACUCUACAUCUUGAGCUGCCUUUUGGCCGAGGGUUUUUUAGCCCCAGGAGAGAUCGAUCCUCUCAACAGGAGAUUCUCUACGACCUUCAAGCCAGAUGUUGUGGUACAAGUUUGUGUCCUAGCCGAGUCGGAGGAGAUCCAGGAGUUGUUGAGUGAUUAUGGGGUCGCAGUCCAGACAAUCUCAGAAGUUCUGCCCAUCAGGGUCAUGCCUGCUCGCAUCCUGAGCCACGUCUAUGUCAGACUGGGGAACUGCAAGAAACUGAAUUUGAGCGGGAGGCCCUACAGACACAUCGGAGUUCUGGGAACAUCCAAAUUCUACGAGAUCAGAAAUCGCUCUUAUAUAUUCACACCCCAGUUUCUGGAUCAGCAUCAUUUCUACCUGGCUCUGGACAACCAGAUGAUUGUGGAAAUGUUACGGACAGAGCUGGCCUAUCUCUCCUCCUGCUGGAGGAUGACAGGACGGCCCACACUCACCUUCCCCAUCACCCGCAGCAUGCUGGUUGAAGAUGGAGAUGUGAUUGAUCCGUGUAUCCUAUCAACCCUCAGGAAGCUACAGGAUGGCUACUUUGCUGGAGCGAGAGUGCAGAUGUCAGACCUCUCCAGUGUCCAGACCACUUCCUUCCAUACUCACCUCAGCUUCCUGGAUGAAGAGAAUGAUGACAGCUUACCUGAGGAUGAUGAUGAUGAUGAUGAUGAUGAAUAUGGAGAGCAAUAUAACUCCUAUGGGCCCUCAGACAGCUCAAAAGACAUGUUCGACCAGUACCUCACCCAGCUGCUUCACAGCACCACCACUAAGUGCCAUCUUCCUCCCAUCCAGACAGGGCAGCACCACGUGUUCAGUGCUGAACACACCACCAGAGACAUCCUGUCUUUCAUGGCUCAGGUCCAGGGCCUGAACAUCCCCAAGUCUUCCAUGUAUCUCCCUGUGACUCCUGUUAAGAGCAAACGCCGCAAAGCUCUUAACCUACUUGAAGUCCCUCCUCAUCCUCAACAUGCAAAGCAGCACAAGCCCCACAGUGCUGCUGAUCUGCACCUGCCUCGAGACUCUCAGGGCAACAUGGAUUUUGCAGCUUUGGUGAGGCAGCUGAAAGAGUGUCCGACUCUGCAGGACCAAGCCGAUAUACUCUACAUCCUUUAUGUCAUGAAAGGAGCUGAUUGGCUGGUGGAGUUGUCAGGUCCCGGGCAGGGCGGGGUCAGUGUGCGUUCCCUGCUGGAGGAGCUAUAUGUACAAGCUGGAGCCUGCAAAGAGUGGGGACUCAUCAGAUACAUCUCUGGGAUACUACGCAAGAGAGUGGAGGUCCUCGCUGAGGCCUGCACAGAUCUGAUUUCCCAUCACAAGCAGCUGACUGUAGGUCUGCCUCCUGAGCCCAGAGAACAAGUCAUCACAGUUCCACUUCCUCCCGAGGAGCUGAACACUCUAAUCUACGAGGCCAGCGGUCAGGACAUCAGUGUGGCUGUACUCACACAGGAAAUCAUGGUCUAUCUCGCCAUGUACGUGCGCUCCCAGCCUGCUCUGUUUGGGGACAUGCUGCGGCUCAGGAUAGGACUCAUCAUGCAAGUGAUGGCCACUGAGCUGGCACGCAGUCUGCACUGCUCCGGGGAGGAGGCGUCUGAGAGCUUGAUGAGCCUGAGUCCUUUUGGCAUGAAAAACCUGCUGCAUCACAUCCUCAGUGGCAAAGAGUUUGGAGUUGAGAGGAGCAUGCGCCCAAUCCAGUCAACAGCCACCAGUCCUGCCAUCUCCAUCCACGAACUCGGUCACACCGGAGCCACCAAGACCGAACGCUCAGGAAUACACAAGCUGAAGAGUGAGAUAAAACAGCUGGAUGACUCUCGUCCUCUCAGUAUCCUCAGCGGUGGUGUUUCCUUGAGUAGCAAUGUCACUUCUCCUCGCUCCACGCGCUGCAGCAGCCCCUCCACCCCGAGCGGGAUCCUGUCCCCAGUGGGCACUGGUCCAGGAGAUGGACAGCUGCACUGGGAGGACAGGCAAGGCCAGUGGCUGAGGAGACGCAGGCUGGAUGGAGCUAUCAACAGAGUGCCGAUGGGUUUCUACCAGAAGGUGUGGAAGAUCCUGCAGAAGUGCCACGGCCUGUCCAUCGAUGGCUAUGUGCUGCCGUCAUCUACCACCAGAGAGAUGACAGAGGGAGAGAUCAAGUUUGCAGUGCAGGUGGAGUCUGUCCUGAACCACGUCCCUCAGCCAGAGUACCGGCAGCUGCUAGUGGAGACUGUGAUGGUUAUCGGCCUGGUAGCUGAUGUGGACGUGGACAGCAUCGGUGGCAUUAUCCACGUGGACCACAUCCUACAUCUGGCCAAUGAUCUAUUCCUUAACGACCAGAAGUCCCUCAGUGCCAGUGAUUAUUUCCUCGAGAAGGACCCAGCGACCGGAAUCUGCAACUUUUUCUACGAUAGCGCCCCCAGUGGCAGCUAUGGCACCAUGACUUACCUGUCGAAGGCGGCCGUCACUUACCUCCAGGACUUCCUGCCAAGCACCAGCUGCCUGAUGCAGUGAAAAAGCAAACUAAACACCUGAAGAGAUGGGUUUUAAAACUAAAGGAUCAUCUGACCAAAGGCAGGAAAGCCGUUCAUUAUCAGCUCAUAACAUUCACGUGGUGCUCGUGAGUAUUUACCCUCCAAUAAUCUCUGUAGCUCUCAUACACUGAUGUAACAUCGUAGCCUUGGCAGCUGAUUUCAAACCACUUUAUAAGAAUUAUGUUAUUUUUUUCUUUUUGUCAGUCUUGACUGUGAAGUUAUUUAUUACCUAAACAUGCUUCUCAAAUGUGCAUUUUCAGGACUUACUAACAUGCUUAACAAGAUAUAUGCACAUCUCCGUGCUCUUGGUGUUGUGUGUGAAAUUAUAAACAAUUAUCUGUCUCAUGAUUGAAUUUGUCAUACAUUUUAAUUCUGAAGAACCUGGUGGUUAUCAGAGAAAACAUUUUGAAAAUUUGUGCACAAAAAUUAUUAUUUACCGGAAGUCAGCCAUUUGUACUUUUAUU
This is a messenger RNA of Plectropomus leopardus (leopard coralgrouper), 4508 nucleotides long. It is a transcript of the gene phka2, whose product is annotated as phosphorylase kinase, alpha 2 (liver). Gene Ontology annotation, biological process: glycogen metabolic process. Gene Ontology annotation, molecular function: calmodulin binding. Gene Ontology annotation, cellular component: phosphorylase kinase complex. The record is from RefSeq and is a predicted model, not a curated record. NCBI's taxonomy places the organism in Eukaryota, Metazoa, Chordata, Actinopteri, Perciformes, Serranidae.